UAAACACUUGUCCUGUAGGUGUAGCCCGUCUGGAUACACGUUCUUACGGGCAACUUCUUGUGGAGUUCCUACAACACGGAGAUCUAAAAAGCCAGAAAAACUGACAUUUGAUUUAACAUUACCUCAAAGACGAGUCACAACAACUUACCUCGCACUGAAGGGAACUAAAAGCGGACAUUAUGCGAGUUUUGUCGUGAAUCCGCCGACAUGUUCUCGCGGGGCUCGAAGAAACGGCGCUCCAAUCGCUCGACUGAGGCUGAGGAUCCGGACCGAGGUCAGCCAUGUAUGCGCUGUGGAGAGCAGUGUCCUGGCUUCCGCAUGCACGGAUGGAGGAAGAUCUGUGUGCACUGUAAGUGUGUUCGUGAGGAGCAUGUGGUGCGCUCGGUGCCCGGCCAGCUGGAGAGAAUGAUGAUGAAGCUGGUGUCCGACUUCCAGAGGCACUCCAUAUCGGACGACGACUCGGGCUGCGCCUCGGAGGAAUACGCCUGGGUGCCGCCCGGGAUCAAGCCUGAGCAGGUUUAUCAGUACUUCAGCUGUAUUCCUGAGGACAAGGUUCCCUACGUCAACAGUCCAGGAGAGCGAUAUCGUAUCAAGCAGCUUUUGCACCAGCUGCCAGCCCAUGACAGUGAGCCUCAGUACUGCAACUCUCUGGAUGAAGAAGAGAAGAAAGAGCUGCGGUUGUUCAGUCAGCAAAGGAAGAGGGAGAAUCUGGGCCGGGGCAUUGUCCGACUCUUCCCGGUCACUAUGACUGGAGCCAUCUGCCAACAGUGUGGCAGGCAGAUCUGUGGCGGAGACAUCGCUGUGUUUGCGUCGCGAGCAGGUCAUGGCUCCUGCUGGCAUCCGCAGUGUUUCCAGUGCGCCUCCUGUAAUGAGCUGCUGGUCGACCUCAUUUACUUCUACCAGGAUGGACACAUCUACUGCGGACGGCACCACGCAGAACGCAUCAAACCCCGCUGCCAGGCCUGCGACGAGAUCAUCUUUGCGGACGAGUGUACGGAGGCGGAGGGUAGGCACUGGCACAUGAAGCAUUUCUGCUGUUUCGAGUGUGAGGCAGCACUGGGCGGCCAGCGCUACAUCAUGAGAGAGAGUCGACCGUACUGCUGCCGCUGCUAUGAGUCUCUGUAUGCUGAAUACUGCGACACCUGCGGAGAACAUAUCGGCAUAGACCAGGGUCAGAUGACGUAUGAGGGCCAGCACUGGCAUGCGUCUGAGCAGUGUUUCUGCUGCGCCUGCUGCCGGCUCCCUCUGCUGGGCCGGCCGUUCCUACCACGCGGAGGACUCAUCUUCUGUUCCCGCUCCUGCUCGCUCGGGGAUGACCCGGAAAACUCAGACUCCUGUGAUUCGGCCCUGCAGAGCAAAUCACCAACACACAAACCGCUUCAGAGUCAGCAGCGCAGCUCCACAUCACGGCCACAGGGGGGCAGCAGCGACAUCAGCAUUCAGAGGACACCAACAGCUAAUGGAGGACCGUUUACACCCCAGAGCAAAGGCGUUCACACAUCAUUCCCUCCUCCAGUGAAUGGAGACCCUCCCCCAUAUGGAAGAACAAGCACACCACACCCUCUUCCUUCUUCUCAGCUCUGUCCUGUAGCCAAUGACAGAGCAGUUUCACUCAGCAAGGACCAAUCAGAGACUCCUAGUGCAGACGGGCCUUACAGUGCUCUGGAGUUUACAAUGGAGCUCAACGGAUACGCUGAAUUCGGCCCUUUCCCUCCAAGCUGCACUUCUAGAGGCACUUCCACUGUAAAGGAUUGUGGGAAUAUCAUCGAGAGCAGCUGUUCAGGCAUUUCCUCUCAGCUUGAGUCAUUUGAUGAUCUGAAUGACUCGGAUUCUUUCCCGCCUCCUCCACCGCCUGUGUUUUUCGACCCUACUGAUUCUCCGGACCCUUUGGCGGCAGUCACUGAAGCAGAAGAUCUGCCAGCAGCACCAGUACGCAGCAGCACAGCCAGAGUCAGCUUCAGAGAGCCCAUCAGCUGCAGCUACUCAGUAGAGGAGGGCGAGUGGGAGGAUGAGGACCAGCCGGAGAUGCAGAGACGAGACCGAGACGAGGACGACCAAGAGGAAGAUGGAGAGGAAGCUGAGGGGAGUCUAGGACACAGGCUGCGCAUUUGCAGUCAAGUACCGUCUCGAAUGGACCUGCUGGAUGGGUCAUACCACUGCAAUUUUCGGCGGGGGAGCGGAGGCCACCAUUCCUCAGAGAAGCGCUACAGACGAUCCCGGGGUUCACGGACCGACAGGCCUCGUCUGGAGACUUUGGAUGCUGAGCGACGGCGGUCUAGUAACAACCCGGACGGAAGCAGAAACACCAGCCUGACCCUUUACUCCAGUCGCUCCAGACACGAGGACUCCUGCUCCACCUGCUCCUCCUCCUCAGACUCAGAGGAGGAAGGCUUCUUUCUGGGCCAGCGCAUUCCUCUGCCGCCCCAGCUGACGGGACAGAGAGCAGAUGAAGGACAGACUGAGGACGAGGAGAAGAGCCGGAGAGGAAGCUUCAGGAGGAGGAGGAGGACGCAGAGUCUCGGCCAAAAAGACAAGGACAAGAACUGCAUACUGUCCUGA
Molecule: messenger RNA, 2559 nt
Organism: Danio aesculapii
Lineage: Eukaryota; Metazoa; Chordata; Actinopteri; Cypriniformes; Danionidae
Gene: prickle3
Product: prickle homolog 3
Exons: 11
Coding region: 208-2559 (783 amino acids)
Molecular function (GO): zinc ion binding
Source: RefSeq, a predicted model, not a curated record